Molecule: messenger RNA, 1580 nt
Organism: Drosophila innubila
Lineage: Eukaryota; Metazoa; Arthropoda; Insecta; Diptera; Drosophilidae
Gene: Rsph3
Product: radial spoke head protein 3 homolog B
Exons: 4
Coding region: 87-1313 (408 amino acids)
Cellular component (GO): cilium
Source: RefSeq, a predicted model, not a curated record
UAUACGUAAAAUUAAUCAACAACUUGAAAUAUUAUAUAUCUGUAAAUUAUACAUUAUAAAAACAAAAAGUAUACAGAACCACAAAAAUGCCAACGAUUCCGAAGCGUGCUACCGUGGGCAGCAAAGGCACCGGCAUGGAGUUCCUCAGCACGGGAAUCACACGCACGGAAGUCACCGAGAUGCAACUGAAAUGGCAGGACAAACCCUGUCCUGCCCCACCCUGCAAACAGGCCUUCUGGUGGGCCAGUCAGCCAAAGCCCGUCAAAAUCAAAGGUUGUCCCAAGCCCGUCGUUCCACCGCCAGAGCCUUACAUGAACAUGAUGUACGACCGUCGCGUCAUAAAGGGAAGCAACUUUGGAACCCCGACAAUGAUUGCGGACGUGGAUCCGUUCGACAAAGCUGCGGAAUUACGGCGCCGUAAUAUGCUACGCAAACGAUCGAUGCAGUGCCGCAAUCAACGCAAUGUCCUGGGAACACCGCCACCGGUGAGGGGCAGAAAACACGAAAACAUGCAGACAGAGAAGUACUUGGAGAAGCUGGUACAGCGUCCGCCAGAAUUCUCAGUGGACACACAGACGGACCUCUUUCUGGAGAAGCCACCAACACCGCCAUAUGUGCCCGCCAAGGUGGGCAUCGAUGUGGGCACCGAGAUUGCCGAUGGCGAGCUGUUCCACUUUGAUGCCGAAGCUCAGCCCAUCAUUGAUGUGCUUGUGGAUGCCUGCAUUGAGCAAAGCAUGCUCGAAGUGGCCCAUGAGAUGGAGCUCCAGGCACUGCGCCGCAAGCAGGAGGAAUUCCUGGCUCAACGCGAGGCGGAACUGGCCGAACUGCGCCGCCUGGAGGCCGAAGAGCUGCGCCUGCAGGCUGAGAAGGAGCGUCGCUUGCGCCAGGAUGCCAUUGCCAAGGAGCUGGAUGCGGAGAUGCAAAAGAGCGUUACGGCGGCUAAGCUGCUGCAAGGACACAUUGCCAGCCUGGUGCCAGAGGUGCUGGAAAGCAUUGAGCCGGCCAGUGAUGCAGUGAAGAAGGAGCAGCUCAUCAAGAAUGUCUGCCCCUGGCUGUCUGCUGAGGUGGCCCAGGAAGUGGGCCACAUAGUCGACUCACGCGAGAUUCUCACAGCCAUAAUACAGGAGAUUAUCAAACAGCGCGCCACCGCCUACAUGGGCUACAAGGAGGGCGAAUCCGAGCCAUCGGCGUCGGAUGCGGGCAUUUGUGAAGAGGAAGGUUGCAUGACCGACGGCAUGGAGACGUGCGCCUGUGAACCGGAAACGGAAAUGUCCGACUGCCCAGAGGCGCAGCCAUCGUCGCCGCAUCUAUAAUGAAGGACGGAAAUAUGAAUAAAAUGCGAUAUGAUUUGGUUUAGUUAAGUUUUGAGUUUGAGGCCCAUCCGGUGGUCGUAAAGUGCAUACUAAGAAAUCCAAAGAGCCGCUUUGUCUUGUGUUUGGCAACACGCGGACGCGUCUUGGCCGCAUGUUGCCACACACAAUAACAUAGACGCCAAAUCGUUGCAUCAAAAGUAAGCCAAUAUUGUUAAAGAUUUAUGUUUUACGCAAAUUAUCAACAAAUAAAGCGAUACAAAAAAAUGG